CUCUAAAGAGGACGCCAUGGAUUCGGAUCAUAUAAACUGGUCCAUCGCUAACCCGAGCACUCCCUCGCAGUACUUCCAUCUGCUUCGGCGCCAAAUGAUCCGCAAUUACCGCAAACCGUUGAUCGCCGUCACACCGAAGAUACUUCUGCGGCACCCGUCCUGUGUGUCCGGCAUUUCCGAGUUGACGGACGGCUCGUCCUUCCAACCAGUAUUAAGUGAUCAGUCGGUGACUAACGAUAAUGAUGUGAAGACAGUGGUGUUGUGUUCGGGAAAACAUUUCUAUACAUUGAGUAAAGAGAGAGACGAGAAAAAUGCGAAACAAAUCGCUUUAAUACGUUUGGAGGAGUUGUGUCCCUUUCCGGCCACUGACAUAUCCGCACAACUGUCCAAAUAUAAGUCGGCAAAAGAAUUCGUAUGGAGUCAAGAGGAGCACCAGAAUAUGGGCGCCUGGAGUUAUGUGAGGCCU
This is a messenger RNA of Oppiella nova, 466 nucleotides long. NCBI's taxonomy places the organism in Eukaryota, Metazoa, Arthropoda, Arachnida, Sarcoptiformes, Oppiidae. The record is from the annotation of a GenBank genome assembly.